Molecule: messenger RNA, 813 nt
Organism: Rubroshorea leprosula
Lineage: Eukaryota; Viridiplantae; Streptophyta; Magnoliopsida; Malvales; Dipterocarpaceae
Source: the annotation of a GenBank genome assembly
ACCACCGACAUCUCUCCCUCCAUGGAUUCUCCCUUCCAAACACCAAGUGUAUUCAACUGCCAUUACAUCGACCAAGACCCAUUCGCUGAGAUUUCAGAGUUGCCACCUCUUUGCUUCUCCGAGUUCUGUAGCUUCAAUUCUGUGUUCGAGGGUUUUGAUAUUGUUUCCGAUGAGUUUUUCUCAUUCAACGAGGCUACUCAGCCGCUGCCACCCUUACCACCACCGCCGCUUGUUUACGAAGAUAUGGCGAUCAACGUAAAGCCGUUGAGGAGUUCUGUUUCGGAUGAUUCAGGGCACACUGAAACUGCUAUCGGAAGUAGUGGUUCGAGUUGGAGGGAGAAGGAAGAGGAGAGGAGGGGGAGUACUGGGAGGAGGAGGGCUGGUCAACUGGAAUUGGAAGAGAUUCAGAAGUACUUUGAUGUUCCGAUUUGUAGAGCUGCGAAGGAGAUGAAUGUAGGGCUUACGCUGUUGAAGAGAAGAUGCAGGGAACUCAAUAUCAUGAGAUGGCCACACAGGAAGAUCAAGAGCUUAAAAACUCUAAUCCACAACGUUAAGGAGAUGGGAUUGGCUGGAGAGAUAGUGAAGUUGGAGGAGCACAAGCGGAUUCUCGAACAAGUGCCAGACAUGGUGCUGAGUGAGAAAACAAAAAAGUUGAGACAGGCUUGUUUCAAGGCCAAUUACAAGAAAAGGAUGUGUUUGGCUGCUUCUACUACUACUUGACUCUAUUGUCAACCCAAUAUUUUAGUCAUGUGUAAUAUUUCCUUCUUGAUAUACACGCAACAGACCACACUACAAUAAAGCACAUUAUGGUAG